GUUACCACAAGCUCCCCAAGCCUUGUGCACUCAUGCAGAGCCUGCUUUGACAGCAGAUGUGAGGAGUUCUUAAUAGACAGAAAAACAAGGAUUUGUUCAGUGGUUACAAUGUCAGACACUCCUCUGCGCUCCAUUCCUGCAGAGAUCCAGCACCCCUACUCUAAGUUUUCUGACUGGAAGUUCAAACUCUUUCGGAUUAAAUCCUUUGAGAGCGCUCCUUUGGCCCAAGACAAAGAAAAACAGCCAGUAGAACAGACAGUAUCACAGUCUCCAGAAGAAGCUGAGAUGGCAGAUGAGGAACCUCCCUCCGCUAGUGUUAUGAAAGUUUGUUUAGGUGGGAAGUCGCUUGAUAACAACCGAGUGGACCUGAAGAUCAUGGAGAUUGAAAUGCACAUGAUGCACUUAAGACGUCUAUGUAGACUGUGUGGUGGUGCAUUGAAAAGAGACAGGACCAACCUGGAGCAUGAGGUCCAAGGUACUUUGGACGAGAUGAGCCGAGAGGCACUGAAAAAGAUGGGUUGUAAGGCCAGGGCCUGGCCAGAGGUCAUAUUGAAGGUUUUUAAGGUAGACGUGACUGGAGAUCUGGAGACUGUCCACCCCAUAUUUUUCUGUCAUGGUUGCUGUAAGGUCGCUAUCAGAGGAGGUGGCUUCUGCUGCUUCUCUCGAACCCGAGUUCCCCAGUGGAUGCCUCACUCUGCACAGUGCAGAUUGUGCUUCCGGGUUGUGGGUUCUCUUAAAAGAAAGAUCAAGCCCCAGGCCGCUCAGCUAGCCAAGAGAGCUAAAGUGGACCUGAAGGAAAACAGACUUCAUCGAUCCAAUGCUCACAAUCAAGCAAAAUUCUGGCCCAAAUCUCAAAGUCAAAGGAGCUUCUGGGUUAAGAAGAUAACCCGCUGCAAGAAGGUUCACCUCAACUCCAAGCUCUUGGCAGUCGACUAUCCUGUUGACUUUGUGCGGUCUGUCUCCUGCCAGGUCUGUAAUCAUUUGCUGGCCGACCCUGUCCAGUCCUCUUGCAAGCAUCUCUUUUGCAGGACCUGUAUCCUGAAGUACAUCUGGGCUCUGGGAACGCACUGCCCUGCUUGUAGGGAACCCUGCAUCCCGUCAGAUUUGGUGACCCCAGCCAAAGCUUUCGUGAAUGUUAUUUACUCACUGGUGAUCCGGUGUCCUUUCGAAGGCUGUAAGGAGCAGGUGAGGCUGGAAGACUAUGGAACCCACACUCUCAGUCAUCAAGAGGUCAAAGGCAGUGAAGUCUAUUCACCCAUCAAUAAGGGGGGGCGCCCGAGGCAGCACCUCCUCUCUCUAACCCGAAGGGCCCAGAAACACAGACUGAAGGAGCUAAAGCACCAAGUGAAGGUCUUUGCAGAUAAAGAGGAAGGAGGGGACAUCAAGUCUGUCUGCCUAACACUCUUCCUACUGGCCCUGAGAGCUGGCAACGAGCACAGACAGGCUGAUGAACUAGAGGCAAUCAUGCAAGGUAGAGGAUCCGGAUUGCACCCAGCUGUUUGUCUAGCCAUUCGGGUGAACACCUUCCUGAGCUGCAGUCAGUACCAUAAAAUGUACAGGACAGUAAAAGCAACCAGCGGAAGGCAGAUCUUUCAACCCUUGCAUGCCCUUCGUAAUGCAGAAAAGGUUUUGCUGCCAGGAUACCACCCGUUUGAGUGGCAGCCAGCCCUGAAGAAUGUCUCUAGCAGCACAGAUGUGGGGAUUAUUGAUGGGUUGUCAGGCUGGACAGUUUCUGUGGAGGACUCUCAAAUGGACACUAUUGCUCGCAGGUUCCGCUAUGAUGCUGCCUUGGUUUCAGCCUUAAAAGACCUAGAGGAGGACAUCCUGGAAGGCAUUAAUGAGCAAGGACUGGACGAAUUCUCCACAGAGGUCUUCUCAGUGGUGAUCAAGGAAUCAUGUGAUGGAAUGGGCGAUGUGAGUGAGAAACACGGAGGUGGACCAUCGCUCCCAGAGAAAGCUAUCCGCUUCUCCUUCACCAUCAUGUCUAUUGCCACCAAGAACGAAGAUGGAGAAAACAUAAAUGUCUUCCAGGAACACAAGCCAAACUCAGAGCUCUGCUGCAAACCCAUGUGUUUGAUGUUUGCAGAUGAAUCUGACCAUGAGACACUGACAGCUAUUCUGGGUCCAGUGCUGGCCGAACGGGAAGCCAUGAAAGAGAGUCGCCUGAUCCUGGAGAUUGGUGGCCUGUCUAGGUCUUUUCGAUUUAUCUUUAGGGGCACAGGGUAUGACGAGAAGCUGGUGAGGGAUGUUGAAGGAUUGGAGGCCUCAGGGUCAACCUAUAUCUGUACCCUUUGUGAUGCCACCAGAGCCGAAGCUGCCCAGAAUAUGGUUCUUCACUCUGUCACCAGGAACCAUGAGGAAAACCUAGAUCGCUAUGAGAUAUGGCGGUCCAAUCCCUACUCAGAGUCAGUGGAUGAACUCCGUGACAGAGUGAAGGGAGUUUCAGCUAAGCCCUUUAUGGAAACCCAGCCUUCCAUUGAUGCCCUGCACUGUGACAUUGGCAAUGCCACAGAGUUCUACAAAAUAUUCCAGGAUGAAAUAGGGGAAGUCUACCAGAAUUACAACCCUACCCACGAGGAGAGGAAAAGGUGGCAAUCUGCCCUAGAUAAACAGCUGAGGAAGAAGAUGAACCUUAGACCUGUCAUGAGGAUGAAUGGCAAUUUUGCCCGCAAGUUGAUGACUAAGGAGACAGUAGAAGCUGUUUGUGAGCUUGUCCCAUCUCAAGAACGAAGAGAGGCCCUCAGGGAGCUUGUGCACCUGUACCUCCAAAUGAAGCCUGUCUGGCGUGCCAACUGCCCAGCCAAAGAGUGCCCAGACUUGCUCUGCCGUUACAGCUUCAACUCACAGCGCUUUGCAGAGCUCCUCUCCACUACCUUCAAGUACAGAUAUGAUGGAAAGAUCACCAACUACCUCCACAAGACCUUGGCCCAUGUGCCUGAGAUCAUUGAAAGGGAGGGUUCCAUAGGCGCCUGGGCCAGUGAGGGCAAUGAGUCCGGGAACAAGCUCUUCCGUCGGUUCCGGAAGAUGAACGCCAGGCAGUCCAAGUGCUAUGAGCUGGAGGACAUUCUCAAGCAUCACUGGCUUUAUACUUCCAAGUACCUCCAAAAGUUUAUGGAGGCACAUAAGAACUCAGCCAAAGCCUUAGAGGCCACAAUAAAUCCUGUAGAUACCCAGGAUGAUGCUAUUAAUCUGAUAGACUCCUUGGAGAUUUGA
This is a messenger RNA of Polyodon spathula (Mississippi paddlefish), 3213 nucleotides long. RefSeq names its product recombination activating 1 (gene rag1). Gene Ontology annotation, cellular component: endodeoxyribonuclease complex; nucleus; DNA recombinase complex. Bases 109 to 3213 code for a protein of 1034 amino acids. Gene Ontology annotation, molecular function: metal ion binding; ubiquitin protein ligase activity; sequence-specific DNA binding. Lineage: Eukaryota; Metazoa; Chordata; Actinopteri; Acipenseriformes; Polyodontidae. Gene Ontology annotation, biological process: adaptive immune response; pre-B cell allelic exclusion; V(D)J recombination. The record is from RefSeq and is a predicted model, not a curated record. The transcript is spliced from 3 exons.